AUAUCUAAUUUCAUUUUGACGUUUAAUUUUGUGUCAUUUAAAAAAAAUCCAAUGGAUCCAUUAAAUUCUCACACGUAUCUCCGCAGAGAUAAGUCGUUUAAUUUAUUUCAUUUAUUGACCGAUCGUGAACUUGGCAUCGACCGUCGUCACUAUAUCCAUCGUCGACCUUCGAAGAACUUUUGUGUAGACUUUUUCAAAUGCAUCCCACCUAAUCUGACAAUAGCCAAUGUUGAGAAACACACAAAUUUCAUACGUAAAUUCAGUCCCGAUGGCAAGUUUUUAAUAUGCUUCUCACGGGAUCAGCAAUCAUUUGAAAGUUAUAAAUUCCUCGGUACAACAAAUGCCUGCAAGAUGCUCUACAAAUGGAAAAGUGAAUAUGUCCCGCCUGAUUGUAACACCGGACUGGGCCAUGAAAUUCGCCAAAAUAUAUUCAGUCAAUUGUUUCAAUUGCAUUGGUCGAUUCAGUUGACUUCGACAUUUAUGCGUGCGCUGUACCGAGAGUUUAGUAUAUUCACCGAAGAUGGAAAGUACAUUAUUAUAGCUAGUCACAUGCCCAUCCAAGAGGAACAUCUCCCCUCGUAUUACACUCUGAAUUCAAUAGGUCGAAUGCACUUCGAAUAUGACUUGUUCUGGUAUCGAUUUUAUAUGGUUAGGUUGAGCGAUGGUGCGGUAAGUGAUACCAUAGAGUUUCCCUAUGAUUUUAUCAAAUUAUCCCACAACCAUGGAGUUACGUUGAGACGUAAUUUAAUGGUUGUGGUUUCGUUAUUCCACCAAACGAUAAAUAUUCUCAAAUUGUGUAAUGGAAAAUUUAUAAGGUCCAAUACAAUUGGCCGCUAUCCUCACGGAACCGAUGAAUGUAUAUGUAAACAUGUUCCUGAAUAUGAGAAUUGUUGCCAAAUGCUUGAUACAGGAAACAAUGGACUAAAGCAGAAGAUUCUAAUUUUCUUGUACAGAAAGGUGUUGAAUUUUCAAGAUGAAAAACGCACUGAAAUGAUUCAAUUAUUCUAUCGCCGAUUGUUUAUCUACGAAGCAAUGCAAAUUUAUAAAUUGCAAUUUCUCGAUCCGGAUCACUUGUUAAUUCGCUACGAUCUCCACAAACAUCCCAAUGUCCAAACCACCGAAUUGCAUAAAUUAUUUGUUGUCUAUAAUCUCGUGGACAAUGAGAUUGUUAGGGUUUCUGCUGAAAAUGCUUCUGAUUUACUAUUGUACUUUGUGUAUUAUUGUGAUUAUUUUCGAGAUGUGCGUUCGAUAUUCACGGGGCGAGCACCAUCGUCGUCGAGUAAUAACGUUCAAAUACGAUAUGCUCAGAUGCGAAUAAUAAAUGCAUUCCCUCGGGGUUAUUUUGAUGCGGCUUAUCGUUUGUUACCUCAAAUACCAUUGUCCGUGCAAAGUUAUUCGGUUUCGCCGUUUUUAGAUUUGAAUGUCUUUCAAUAUGAUACUCAAAUGGUUUCGGCUUUGGAACGUCCAAGGUAUUCAAAUUGUCAACCGAUUCGGUUUAAUGAUCGUGAGACAAAUUUGCUAUUGUAUCGCAUGUAUUUGGGGAUAUUCGAUCAAGAGAAUAAAGAUAAGCAUAAUUUACUUAUGCCAGGAGGUCCUAAGGAACUGAUUGCUUAUGUAUUUCAUCCAUAUGAACCGUUUUUUAUUAGUGUACAAAAGAUAGGCAAUCGAUAUGUUACUAAUUUUCAUAUUCGCAAUGAGGGAACUAUUGUAAAAAGGUGAUUGUUUUUAUUUUGUUUAUUGUAUGAUAAAAGUUGUUUUCUUUUUAAUGUUUUUUUUUUUGUUUUUCAUAGAAUUGUCACCAUUUUACUUAGACCAUACUCUACGAACAAACCUCAUUCCUUUAGUUCUUAUUUUAUUUGGAUUAAAUUUGCAAAAUGAAACCCUUUUAAACAAAAUAAUUAUAAAUUAUCGCUGACUUUAAAAAUUUCAAUUUGUUAGAAUUUCUUUGUACCUAUGGCUAAAAUAUUUAAAACUAUUCAAUAGAAGAAAUGAUUUUAAAAUGAUAUAAGAAAUGUAAUUCAAUAUA
Molecule: messenger RNA, 2026 nt
Organism: Eupeodes corollae
Lineage: Eukaryota; Metazoa; Arthropoda; Insecta; Diptera; Syrphidae
Gene: abo
Product: DET1 homolog
Exons: 1
Coding region: 52-1719 (555 amino acids)
Biological process (GO): positive regulation of proteasomal ubiquitin-dependent protein catabolic process; protein ubiquitination
Cellular component (GO): nucleus; cullin-RING ubiquitin ligase complex
Molecular function (GO): ubiquitin protein ligase binding; ubiquitin-like ligase-substrate adaptor activity
Source: RefSeq, a predicted model, not a curated record